UCCUCGCCAUGAAAUUGUCGGUGAAGGAACACAAGCGUUGUAGAGAUGUGUUUAAUCUACUAGAGACAGGACACGGUCUCUCUUCUUCCUUGUAGCAAUGGUCUAAACGUUACGUUUUAUUACAGUUUCGUCUCGGUGCACUUUAAAGCUUCUCAAGCUGCCGAGCUCGUCGGUGGCUAACAAGAACGACGCGGAAGUUAGCAACAUAUGCUAAGCGUGUGUACAAACGUUGAGUGUUUAAUAAGAAACAAAAGUAGUGUUCGAAAGAGUACGAGAAGGAAUUUACGAGCGGCAACGCCAACUACUGGACGCUGUUUUCAAGUCUCAAAUGGAGUCACAGAAAGCAGACGUCGAUGAAGAAGAUCUUCCCCCUGAGCAGCAGCAGCAGUGGAGCGCCGAGAAAGAGCAAGAGGGGCCACGGUCCCUCCACAUUAAAAAGGAAAACAAGAAGCAAGUGUGGACUCAGGCGGAUGCUGACAUCAGCAGUCUUCCAGUGAUUCGUGUGAUUGUGAAGAGUGAAGAUGACGAAGAUGAAGCUCGGUCGUCGGGGCCGGAUCGCAGUCAAAGUGAGCAGACGAGAAGAGCAGAAGCAGACAGCCUCUUGGCUCCGCUAUCAGAUAGUGACGACACAACGUCACAUUCCCCUGACACUGGUGAUGAAGACUCGAGAUACAAUAAGAAGUGCCACACUGCCAAAAAACACUUUAAAUGCUCUCAAUGUGACAAAACUUUUGGCUACAAAAGAAAUGUGAAAGUACACAUGAGAUGUCACACAGGAGAAAAACCCUUCAGUUGCACAUUUUGCGGCAAAAGAUUUCUACGCAAGGCACACUUGGUGGCGCACACAAGGACGCACACUGGCGAGAAACCAUUUUCCUGCUCGGUCUGCAACACAAACUUUAAUGCCAGUUCGACACUGAGUCAGCACAUGAGAACACACACUGGGGAAAAACCUUACACCUGUUCAUUUUGUGGCAAAACAUUCUCUCAAAGGGGGCAAUUGAUGACACACACAAGAAAACACACUGGGGAAAAACCAUUUUCAUGUUCGGUCUGCAAAACAGGGUUUAGCGUCCGUUCGGCUUUAGUCCAACACAUGAGAACACACACCGGCGAGAGACCGUUUUCUUGCUCUGUUUGUAGAAAGACCUUCUCCAGGAAGAUAACUUUGAAAGAACAUGUGAGAACACACACUGGAGAAAAACCCUUCGCAUGUUCAGUCUGCAAUGUGAAUUUUAGUUUUCAGACAACGUUAAUUCGACACAUGAGAACGCACACUGGUGAGAAACCAUUUCCCUGCUCAGUCUGUGUUAAAAAAUUCUACGUUAAAAGAAGUUUAAGAGCCCACAUGAGAACACAUACUGGUGAAAAACCCUUUUUUUGUUCAGUCUGCAGCACACGUUUUAGUUUUCAGACAGCACUGGUCAGGCACAUGCAAACACACACUGGGGAAAAACCUUUCAUUUGUUCAGUCUGCGGUCAAGCGUUUUCUCAAAAGGGUACUUUGAUCAAACACACGAGAACACACACCGGCGAGAAACCAUGUACUUGCUCAUAUUGCGGUCAAGCAUUUUCCGACAAAAGCAGUCUGAUGACCCACACGAGAACACACACUCUCGAGAAACCCUUUCCGUGUUCAGUUUGCGGCGAUCGAUUCUCUCAAAAAGGAAAUUUAAUCGCACACGUGAGAACACACACCGGGGAGAAGCCUUUCUGCUGCUUAGUUUGCGCUAAAAGAUUCACCCGAAAAAACAGUUUGACCAUACACACAAGAAAACACACGGGUGAGAAACCAUUCAGUUGCGAUGCCUGCGCCAACACGUUUGUAUACAAGUUCCAGCUGAACAAACACAAGUGUGCUGCUGAAGAGAAGCCACAGUAAAUUGAUGAUGAUAUAUUUUCAUACAUUUGCUGUCAUGUUUAAUGUGUGUAUCUAACAAUGUGAACAUGUCUUCUCAACAAAGGUGUUAACGGGAGUAAAAUGCAAGUCCAUGUCAGUAUUAAUUUGUCACAUAGUGGUCAGAACAUUGUCUUUUGGGGAAUUUUACCUAUCGUUCACAAUCUUAAUGAGAGACAAGAACACAAAAGGUUUUGGGGUUUUUUACGUUCUAACAUGUAAAAACCGGCUUGUUCUUGGUGGCUAGCAAUGCAGCUAAUGGGAGCGAUCAAUUUUACCACUAAAUCUCUUUAAAAAUGCUUUCAAACAACCCUCAACAAUACUUCAAUUACGUACCGUAACCCGUAUAAUAAACAAGCUGUAGCGACAUUGUUAUUGCAAGAGCGAACACUGAGUAACUCUCUUUCCAGUGUAGUAACAUAUCGGCAUGCUUCGGUAUUAGCCGUAAAAAGCUAGCUAGGAGAGAGAAAAGCUAGCUUCUACGACGAAACGAAACGCAUUUGAGUUUGUAAUACACAACACACUGCGAUAAGACAUCAAUCUGUACGGACUGAAAAACAUGAACAAUCAUAUUACAGUAUCUGUAAAGUAUUAGCCCACAUUUCUUGUUUUGCUUGUACACAGCCAGCCAGACAACGCGAAUACUGUAGUUGUAAUAAAACGCAUGGUGGCUGUGUGUAUCAUGAUUAAAGUAUGAUUGUGCGUUUGGUCCAGCGAACCGAGGACAUUUUUUUCCGGUUUGUUUGGGUAAUAAUAAUAGAUUUAGAUUUUAUUUGUAAAAAGCACUUUAUAUUGAGUAAACAACCUCAAAGUGCUACAGUGUAUUUAAAAAAAUUAAAAUAAAAAGAUUUAAAAAAAAUAAAAACUAGAACAGCCAAAUAGCUAUAACUAGUGUGCAAAUAUCUAAAAAAAAAAACGCUUUUUUUAAAAAGAAGUGUUUUUAAGCCUUUUUUAAAAGCAUCCACCGUCUGUGGUGCCCUCAGGUGGUCAGGGAGAGCUUUCCACAGACUGUGAGCGGCGGAGCAGAAAGCCCGGUCUCCCAUUGUUCGUAGCUUUGUCCUCGGAGGUUGGAGGAGGUUAGCCUGUCCGGAGCGGAGGUGUCGAGUGGAGGAUUUGGGGGUGAGUAGUUCUUUGAGGUAGAGGGGGGCAUUUCCAUGGAGGCACUGGUGGGUUAGUAGGGAGACUUUGAAUUCAAUCCUGAGUGGAACAGGAAGCCAGUGAAGGGAUUUGAGAAUUGGGUAAGCACUCCAUUUAUGUCGAAAUAGCAAGACUUCAAGUUCCAUAUUUUGCAGCUUAGAGUCACUCUCACCUCACUCACUCGGCUUUGGUCUGCUCCAACGUCUCACCCUUCCCUCGUGGUGGCUUCUAGAAGCAGUAGUUCAUCCUCCGUAUAUUCAGCUUCGAAAAGAAAAGGUUGUGAAUCCUCAUUCGUCCAAAAAUUGUCGUCUUUGUUCUUUGCUACUGUGUCUGCCAUGAUUAGAACACUUACACUUUUGUUUCCGGAAGUAGGGAAACACGUUAAUUGCUGGAAGUCGGACGCAUAGGCGCCGAUCCCGUAUGUGGUUCGGGGCCUGAGCACCCGCGUGGGAUUGAUGGCAACUUUCAAUCUUUAAAAUACUUUUUCAAAAAUCUUUCUUGUUGUAGUUAAUUUUGUGGCGAGUUUGGUCCGUUUUACAAAAACAUAAAACCACAAAUCAUAUGGGAUAUUAACUUCGCUGAAAGUCUAUUUUUUUUUACAAAAAUACACAACACACCGAGCACCCGCUGGCAGAAAUGUAGAUUUGAUUUGAUUUUUGAUUUUUAUUAAGGAUCCCUAUUAGCUGGUUGCCUCAACAACCCGCUAGUCUUCCUGGGGUCCACAAUUCAAUACAAUUACAAGAUUGGCGCCUACGGUCGGACGUGCGUUGAUAUGAAAUAAAUGCGCCGGGGAAAAGACAUCCCAGAAUUGCUUGAAAUGACCAAAAUACAGUAAAUAUUGUACAUAU
Entelurus aequoreus (snake pipefish) is the source of this 3882-nucleotide messenger RNA. RefSeq names its product gastrula zinc finger protein XlCGF57.1-like. Bases 329 to 1882 code for a protein of 517 amino acids. Gene Ontology annotation, cellular component: nucleus. Gene Ontology annotation, molecular function: RNA polymerase II cis-regulatory region sequence-specific DNA binding; DNA-binding transcription factor activity, RNA polymerase II-specific. NCBI's taxonomy places the organism in Eukaryota, Metazoa, Chordata, Actinopteri, Syngnathiformes, Syngnathidae. Gene Ontology annotation, biological process: regulation of transcription by RNA polymerase II. The record is from RefSeq and is a predicted model, not a curated record. The transcript is spliced from 2 exons.